Molecule: messenger RNA, 1173 nt
Organism: Solanum pennellii
Lineage: Eukaryota; Viridiplantae; Streptophyta; Magnoliopsida; Solanales; Solanaceae
Exons: 1
Coding region: 146-955 (269 amino acids)
Cellular component (GO): plastid
Source: RefSeq, a predicted model, not a curated record
UCAAAUGAUGUCAUAUAAAAUAAACGAAUAAUAAUUUCUUCUCAUACCCCAAAAAAUCAUUAAUCCAUUGAAUACAUGAGGAAAACAGUCUCUCUUAUCCACUCAAAAUUAGGAUUGUUUGGCCUGCAGCCUCUCCCCUUGAGAGAUGAAUCUUGCUCCAAUCUCAUUCAAUGUCUCAUCUUCUACAGUUGCAAGUUUUCAGAUAGCUUCUUCACAUUCACAGUCCUUGCCGUUGAGGAGGAGUAUUACUCCUUCAGCAAUUGGGUCCAGAAAAGUUAUUCCAGCGCGAGACCGAGUCAUAGAUUUUGGAAAAUACAAAGGUAAAAUGCUGGGAACACUCCCAUCUAAGUACCUCAAAUGGGUGACAAAGAAUCUCCGAGCUCGAGAUUUUGAAGAAUGGGCUCAGCUAGCAGAUCAAGUCCUCUCUGACCCUAUCUAUAAGGACCGAAUUGAAUGGGAGUUUGCCCAAAAUCUCCUCAACGGCGACGUUUCACCGGCACGGACGCAGAGUGCCGUUUCCGAGUUGCUGGAAAUCAGCACCAGAUUCCGUUGGGACAAUGAGGAUAAGUUGGGUUGGAGCAAAAUUGAUUUUGAGUUACUUGGGACCUCUAAAGGUGGUCGAAUACCAAGGCUUUCUGAUUCCCCCAAUAAUUCAAUUAGGGUUGAAGAUAAAAAAAAGGGUACAAAUGGAGUUGAUGGAGAAAAAGACAAUAGGGAGAGAGGACGGGAAAGGAUAAAGUUACAGAGGAGACAGAAUGAAUCUGGCCAACGUUCAACUAGUGUUACACAGAGAAUAGCGAAUUCUGAUCAUUUCAAUCCACUCAAAUCAGACCCAAUCCGCUCAUUUGACGCCUCUAAUAGCGGCAGAACGGAAACUCCAAGUCGUUUUCCGGGUCGUGAAUCCCUGUUGAAGAAAGCAUUGUCUCUUGGUACCAGAAAAAAUACCUCAAAUUAAUGAAUUUGUGAAACUUGGAGGUAGAAACACAUUUUCAUUUAGUGUAAUGAGAUAUGUUUAACCUUAACCAAAAUAAUCAACAUUUGUUUCUUUAUGUAACGAUACCAGUUAAUGAUCAAGUGUGUUAUACGUCUAUCUUGUGUCAAUCAAUAUAAAUACAAUAUUGAAGACCAACAAAAAUUGUUUGAAUUAAUGUAACAUGUGUCUUCUUUGGUUAA